Molecule: messenger RNA, 5187 nt
Organism: Polypterus senegalus (gray bichir)
Lineage: Eukaryota; Metazoa; Chordata; Cladistia; Polypteriformes; Polypteridae
Gene: scaper
Product: S-phase cyclin A-associated protein in the ER
Exons: 31
Coding region: 128-4474 (1448 amino acids)
Molecular function (GO): zinc ion binding; nucleic acid binding
Source: RefSeq, a predicted model, not a curated record
CCCGUUUAAGGUAGGUUGUAUCGAACUGUCAGCUGUACAUGACGCUUUUAUUGUCAGCGGUGUGCUUCGGAAGAGAAUAGUAGUCAGAGUUGGGAAAGACGGUAGGAACAGAACGUUCAUUAGGUCAAUGUCAAAAGACUGCCGCAGCGAUGGCAGGCGGCGAGGAGCAGGACAGCACCGUCUCGGGCUGGGACUUGAUGGAAGGGAAAAAACAGGGAAAAGAGUUGGGCCUGCUGGGGAUGGCCGGGAUAGAUCUUGCAGCAACAGCUCAGGCUCAUCUCAUGGAGGAGGAAAGGGAAGAAACACUCCGGUUGGAUUGUGCUAUAAGGCUUCCAUUCAGCGUUCAAACAGUCAUGAUAAAGUGAGGAAGAUUGUUGCAGAAGAAGGUCGCACUGCGAGGAAUCUGAUUGCCUGGAGUGUGCCCUUGGAAACUAAAGAGGAUGAUGCAGGAAAAUCCAAAUCUCAGUCUUCUGGCAACACAAGGUCCCAGCGGCUGACUUCAGGACUACACAGAAACAAAAAGCAGAUUGGUUCAUUAGAUAGUAAACUAGGAACAGCUGUGCUGGAUAAGAGCCCAACAAAAGCCCGUCUGCCCCGAAAAAUUGAUCUCCGAGCUCGAUAUUGGGCUUUUCUCUUUGAAAACCUUAGAAGGGCUGUGGAUGAAAUUUAUGUCACAUGUGAAUCUGAUCAGAGUGUUGUGGAAUGCAAGGAAGUACUGAUGAUGCUUGAUAACUAUGUUCGUGAUUUUAAAGCAUUAAUUGAUUGGAUUCAGCUCCAAGAAAAACUGGAGAAAACAGAUGCACAGAACAGACCAACAUCCUUGGCUUGGGAGGUGCGAAAAAUGUCACCAGGACGCCAUGUUAUGUCUAGUCCAUCAACAGACAGAAUUAAUCCAACACAGAGUGCACGAAAAGCAUUGAAUUUUGGGGGACCUCCACCCACUUUGGCAGUCUCACGUCUAACUUCAACUGGAUCAAGCUGGGCAGAUAAAGUUAAAUCUACGCACACUGCCACAGUAGUGAACCAUACAGGUUCAGAAUCGACUGAUACUUCUGGUCAUAACGCACCACAGGGUCCUCAAAAACCUAGUAAAAAAGAUGCAGAAGGCUGGGAAACUGUUCAACGUGGUCGUCCGGCACGACCUCGAUCUGCAACAUUGGUGCCAAAAAUCAGUGUACCCCAAAUUUCUGUAAUAAAUAAGGAUGACAGUGACAAGGAAAAUAAACAAGAAAGUCAAACUGAAGUAAACUCAAAUAUGGCAAAAUUAGAAUUUAAUACAAAGGAUCAAAUUCAGUUCACAGACAAUCUCGAGGAUUCAGCCAAGUCUGGCAAACUGCCCUUGCAAUUCAUUCCACAGAAGUCUUCUGCAGUGACUCCAGAAAUUCACACAGAUGAUGUCUGUCCUUCAAUAGGGCAAAAGGUGGAGACGGCUCCUGUUGCAUUUGUUACAGACCAAGCUCCAGCUGAAACAUUGAAAUUGGAGAGUCAACUGGACCCCACAGAGCUUUCAAAUACCCAGUCAAUUGCUGAAGUUCUAGCCAAGAAAGAAGAGCUGGCUGACCGGUUGGAGAAGGCAAAUGAAGAAGCUAUUGCAAGUGCAAUUGCUGAGGAGGAGCAGCUGACCAGAGAGAUUCAAGCAGAAGAAGACAAUGAGUUCAACUUAGAGACUGACAAUGAAUGUGAUUUCUCAGCUAGUAUAGGAAGUGGAAGCUUGUCUUAUUGUGGCCUACCUAUGGACUGGAAUGAAGUCUUAGCUGAUUAUGAUGCUCGGGAGCCAUGGAGACAGAGUACAUCAUGGGGAGAUAUAGUGGAAGAAGAACCAGCUCGUCCUCCUGGUCAUGGGAUACAUAUGCACGAAAAGUUAUCCUCUCCAUCACGUAAAAGAACAAUUGCAGAAUCAAAGAAGAAAUAUGAAGAAAAACAGCUCAAGGCACAACAACUGAGAGAAAAACUUCGAGAAGAAAAAACACACAAGCUUCAAAAAUUAUUAGAAAGGGAGAAAGAGGUUAGGAAAUGGAAGGAAGAACUGCUGGAUCAAAGACGCAGAAUGAUGGAGGAGAAGCUACUACAUGCUGAAUUCAAACGAGAGCUACAGCUUCAGGCUAUUGUUAAAAAGGCUCAAGAAGAAGAAGCAAAGGUAAAUGAGAUUGCCUUUAUCAAUACACUUGAAGCACAGAACAAAAGACACGAUGUUCUUGCCAAGCUGAAAGAAUAUGAACAAAGACUGAAUGAACUGCAGGAGGAACGUCAAAGACGACAAGAAGAAAAGCAAGCACGGGAUGAGGCUGUUCAGGAACGCAAAAGAGCGCUUGAAGCUGAGCGACAGGCCCGUGUGGAGGAGUUAUUGAUGAAGAGGAAAGAGCAGGAAGCUCGUAUUGAACAACAGAGACAGGAGAAAGAGCGGGCGCGGGAGGAUGCCGCACGAGAAAGAGCCAGAGAUCGAGAGGAAAGACUGGCAGCCCUUAGUGCAGCUCAGCAAGAGGCCAUGGAAGAGCUGCAAAAGAAAAUACAACUAAAGCAUGAUGAAAGUAGUAGACGCCACAUGGAGCAGAUUGAGCAAAGAAAAGAAAAGGCAGCAGAACUGAGCAGUGGGAGACAUGCAAACACGGACUAUGCACCCAAGCUGACACCAUACGAACGUAAAAAGCAGUGUUCACUGUGUACUGUCUUGAUUACCUCUGAAGUGCAUUUAUUUAGUCACAUCAAAGGGAAGAAACAUCAGCAGGCAGUGAGAGACAGCAGCAGCAUCCAGGGCAGGGAGCUGUCAGACGAAGAAGUGGAGCACCUGUCGUUGAAGAAGUAUAUUGUGGACAUUGUAACUGACAGCUUUGUACAAGUAGAGCCAGUGAAAGAUGGAGAAGAGAAACAGAAAUCAAGGAAAAAAGCCAAAAAACUCAGGGCACGAAUGAAUUCCAGGGGAAAGGAGUAUGAAACAUCUCAGGAGGCAGGAAAUCAAAUACUAGACUCUCCAUAUAAGGCCAAAUUGCAGAGGCUGGUUAAAGACUUGUUGAAACAGCUGCAAAGUCAAGACAGUGGUCAGUGGACAAACAACAAGGUGUCCAGCUUAGACAGAACACUAGGAGAAAUCUCACGCAUCUUAGAAAAACAGAACAAUGCAGAUCAAGUAGCAUUUCAGGUUGGAGGGGGACUGUCGGCUCUGGAACAGAUUUUUCAGGUAGUCACUGCAACCUCCAGUCCCAAUGCAGCCCCACGCAUUCCACUGAAGUCUCUCUGCAGUGCUGUAAAUGCAUACUACUUGGCAUGCAGCAAAUGCUACAGCAACUGUGCAUAUGUUUUGUUUGGCAACAAGAUAACUUUCCUGGUGGACCUACUGAUUCAACAGCUGAUGUUGUUUGUCCCAGAGGAAGAUAAAACUCUGUGUGGGAGGAGUGUAAACAAGCAAAUAUUUGAAGGGCUGGCAACAGGACUCCUACAGACUACCGCAGAAGUACUAGGAUUUCUGCUUUCUAGACUCCCUCAGGGCAGUAACCACCAUGGCACACCCAGAAUAUCAACACAGGAAGUGAAAAACAAGCCCUCCGAGAAUGAGGCCUUCAAUUGCAGGGUGCAAGACCUGAUCAGCUACGUGGUAAACAUGGGUUUGAUUGACAAGCUCUACGGCUGCUUACUUUCAAUACAAGGCCCAAUUGAUGAAAAUCCAAAGACUGCUGCAUUUCUUCAUCAUGCAACAGCUCUGUUACAUGGAAUGUGCAAAAUGUGUUUCCUGGGGACUGGACGAUCACCUAAUAUAUUUGACAAUAAACGACAAGAUCCUACUGGCUUGACUUCCUUGCUCCGUUCAACUGAUCUUGUUGGAGUUCUUCACAUGCUGUACUGCAUUCUUCUUCAUGGUUCAACACCUGACCCAAACAUGGCCAGUCCUAUUGAGAGCUACCCAGAAACUGUUGUACAGGUUGCUCUCCAGAGUGUUAGCUUUUUGAAUAGCUUUGCACUUUUGGACCUUUCAGCAUUUCAGUCUGUGCUAGGUGCAGAGGGGCUUUCACUGGCAUUUCGUCACAUCAUUAGCUCACUGCUAUGGUACUGCUCCCAUCACACCUGUGAGGACUUGCUUCAUGAGGUCAUCAUCUGCGUUGGAUACUUUACAGUCAACCACCCUGACAACCAGGUAAUUGUGCAGUCUGGACGUCAGCCCAGUGUCCUGCAGAAACUGUGUCAACUGCCUUUCCAGUAUUUUAGUGACCCAAGACUGAUCAGAGUGCUCUUCCCAACACUUAUAUCUGCCUGCUACAACAACAGCCAAAACAAGGUCAUCCUAGAGCAAGAAAUGAGCUGUGUUUUGCUUGCAACAUUUAUACAGGAUUUUGCACAAAGUUCAAGCCAAAAUGAAAACAAACCAUCCCAGCAAGGAGAAAGUGUUGCCCAGUCUAUGGAUUACCUCGAACUGUCAAACCGGUUUCCUAGAGAUCAAUGGGAUUCAGCGCUGCAGUUUUUCCUAAAGAAGAAAGAUAAAUGAUUUUUGUGUUGUAGACUCUUAAGAUCAUAUUUUUCUUUGAAAAAAACCAAUGAAAGUCAACUGAAAAAUGAAAUCCUCUUCACUAAAGAGAAAAGGAAAGUAAUUGAUAUUCUCCUGUUAAUUUAAGGUCCCUGUGCUGUGGGUUUUUGCAUCUUAUUUUUCCUGUAGACACCAUCAAUGCUAGCUCUGUUGUGUCUUCAUUGACUCUUCCCUGGAUGUGAAAGAUGAGCUCGCAGUACGAGCGUCCUGUGGUGUGCACACGGCUCACAGUGCAUCUCUGGAAGGUGAGACGGACUGCGCCUCAAAGCCGCUUAGAGUGAAGAGCGCGAGGACUGCCCAUUAAAUGGACGGCUGCGCUUUAUAAGGUCAUUCUUGUUUUUAUUCCUCUUCUAAAGGAUAUGACGGUAGUUUAAUGGUAGUGACAGUUGUCCUGCAGGGUAUCUGUAGUUAAGUUGAUGGUAUGAGUUAUACAUUUUAUAUUUUUGAAUUUGUGAUAUUGUUGACGAUUUGCACAAGUAUUGUAUUAAUUGUAUAUAUUUUCCCCUUUUUGUACUCCUAUGUUAUUUUCUUCCUUCAUUAUAAUAACUUUUUUCAAAAGUAGGUGACAAAAAAGUCUUUCUUUCAAAAUUAUUUAUUUCCUUUUCCUCUUGUUUUUCUUUAUAUCAACAAAUGUAUAUGCACAACACUACAAUGAAUAAUAUUUAACUUGUUUU